Exophiala spinifera is the source of this 468-nucleotide messenger RNA. RefSeq lists its product as uncharacterized. The record is from RefSeq and is a predicted model, not a curated record. NCBI's taxonomy places the organism in Eukaryota, Fungi, Ascomycota, Eurotiomycetes, Chaetothyriales, Herpotrichiellaceae. The transcript has 2 exons. Bases 1 to 468 code for a protein of 155 amino acids.
AUGGCUACUACUACUACUACAACUACCGAAGACCCUUCUUCGACACCCUCACCGUUCAACUACGUCCUUUCGUUUCUCCUGGUCGGUAUCUGCUGGGGCUUCACCACGCCGUUCAUCCGGAAAGCCGCCGUCAACUACACGCCGCCGUCGCACCCGUCCAUCUCGGACCCGUCGCGGUCCUGGAUAUCGCGCCAACUGGCCAAAGCAUUCUUCACCGUCGUCGGCCUCCUCCGGAGUCCAGGCUACGCUGUUCCGUUGGUCAUGAAUCUGACGGGGAGUAUUUGGUUUUUCUUACUGGUUGGACAAGCAGAACUCUCCCUGACUGUCCCCAUCACCAAUUCCCUAGCAUUUCUCUUCACGGUACUGGGAGAGUGGUACGCUGAGGGUAAACUCAUCUCCAGAGAUACAUGGGUCGGAAUGAUUCUCGUAUGCGCGGGGAUAGGGCUCUGCGUGUGGUCCAAGAUUUAA